Hippopotamus amphibius kiboko is the source of this 1103-nucleotide messenger RNA. RefSeq names its product very-long-chain 3-oxoacyl-CoA reductase-like. Gene Ontology annotation, cellular component: endoplasmic reticulum. NCBI's taxonomy places the organism in Eukaryota, Metazoa, Chordata, Mammalia, Artiodactyla, Hippopotamidae. Bases 82 to 849 code for a protein of 255 amino acids. The transcript has a single exon. Gene Ontology annotation, molecular function: oxidoreductase activity. The record is from RefSeq and is a predicted model, not a curated record.
GCCGUAGCUGCAGGCGCCGCUUCCCGGGUUAAUUCCUUCGCUUCCUCCGUUCGCGAAGGGAGUGAGGCCCGGAGGGGAGCCAUGGAGCGCGCUUUGCCUGCCGCCGGCUUCCUGUACUGGGUGGGCGCGGGCACCGUGGCCUACCUGGCCCUGCGCAUCUCGUAUUCGCUCUUCACGGCCCUUCGGGCCUGGGGGUUGGGUCACGAGGCGAGGGUCGGCCCGGGGCUCGGCGAAUGGGCAGUUGUCACAGGUAGUACUGAUGGAAUUGGAAAAUCAUAUGCAGAAGAGUUAGCAAGGCAUGGAAUGAAGAUUGUCCUUAUCAGCAGAUUACAGGACAAACUGAACCAGGUUUCCAGUGAAAUCAUGAACAAUGUGGGAAUGUCAUAUGUGUAUCCGGAAUACUUUUUGGAUGUUCCUGACUUGGACAAUACCAUCAAGAAACUGAUCAAUGUUAAUAUUCUUUCUGUUUGCAAGAUGACACGGUUGGUACUGCCUGGCAUGGUAGAAAGAUCUAAAGGGGCAAUUCUGAACAUCUCCUCUGCCAGUGGCAUGUACCCAGUUCCACUGUUGACCCUCUACUCUGCCACCAAGGCUUUUGUAGAUUUCUUCUCUCAGUGCCUCCAUGAGGAAUAUAAGAGCAAGGGCAUCUUUGUGCAGAGUGUCCUGCCCUUCUACGUAGCUACAAAACUGGCUAAAAUUCGAAAGCCAACUUUGGAUAAGCCCUCUUCAGAGACGUUUGUGAAGUCUGCCAUUAAAACCGUAGGCGUGCAAUCCCGAACCAACGGAUACCUGAUCCAUUCUCUUAUGGCCUCAGUAUUCUCAAUCCUGCCUUCCUGGCUGUAUUUUUAAAGUAACCAUGAAUGUAGUCAGCUCCACCCGGACUCUCUACCUGAAGAAAAGGAAGAAGAACUAAGCAUUGGCAACUGCGCUGAGUAACUUGGCCAGAUGCUCCAGCCUAAGCAUGUUGGCUACAAGGCACUCACCGUCUCCAAGUCUUCAGUUGUCAUGUUAGCGAACAGCUACCAAAGAAGCUAAAGGUCGUCUUAAUUGGGAGGAAAGCAGAAGUUGCUUUCAGGAGUUCCUGAUAUAGAUUCGCAUGCUCC